Molecule: messenger RNA, 552 nt
Organism: Dermacentor albipictus
Lineage: Eukaryota; Metazoa; Arthropoda; Arachnida; Ixodida; Ixodidae
Source: RefSeq, a predicted model, not a curated record
AUGGCCGAGCAUGCCAUGCUUAACCGCCUCACUGGCCAUCUCGAGUCAAACGAAUGCUAUACACACAACAUGAUUGGCUUUCGGUCGUGGCUUUCGACUCAGGAGGCCAUGAGACUGAUCAGGCACCAGAUCAUUGACUCUACCUCUGCUGACACUAAGGCGAUUCUCGGCUUGGAUCUGGGAAAGGCUUUUGACAACAUAUCGCAAGCCUUUAGUGUCAAGAGCCUGACAGAGUGUAACGUCGGCAAAGGGGUGUACAAUUUCGUGUGCUACUUCCUUUCCUUAAGGUCCACUAGACUCAAGAUUGACAAGUUUUUGACCCACGAAAUCCACCUUGGGCCAAAGGGAACACCUCAGGAGGCGGUGAUCUCCCCAACGCUGUUCAACAUCUCCCUGAUCAACCUGUCGAGGGAUUUGAACAAAAUCCCGAACAUUAACCACACAAUCUACGCGGAUGACAUCACCAUCUGGUGCUCCAGUGGAUGUGAAGGGCAGGUUGAGGGUGCUAUGCGUCAGCAGGCCGUCUGUGGCAUUAUCAUCUACAGAGCUUGA